GUAAAAUACGAAUGGCGGCUACGUAAAUGAUAAAAAAGUGGUCAAUUUGGAAAAGUUAUAUUACAAUUUAGUGAUUGUAAGUGGAAACUCAACGAUACUUGUCCUAAAGUGGUUUUUAGUAAGUUGUAGACAAUAAGGAAUGCUACCGCUUGGUACAACACCAGCGGUACAUGGACAAAAUAAUAUGCAGGCUAGUACACAAAAUUCUUCAUUAACACCCACAGGUUCUUCUAAUAAGUCUAAUAGCAGUUCAUUGAAACCGAAUUAUACCUUAAAAUUUACUCUUGCUGGGCAUACAAAAGCAGUUUCAUCUGUUAAAUUUAGCCCAAACGGUGAAUGGUUGGCAAGUUCCUCUGCUGAUAAACUUAUCAAAAUUUGGGGAGCCUAUGAUGGUAAAUUUGAAAAGACAAUAUCAGGCCAUAAACUUGGAAUAAGUGAUGUAGCAUGGUCAAGUGAUAGCAGAUUGUUAGUGUCUGCAAGUGAUGACAAAACAUUGAAAAUAUGGGAACUGUCUUCUGGAAAAUGCCUUAAAACAUUGAAAGGACAUAGCAAUUAUGUUUUCUGCUGCAAUUUUAAUCCCCAAUCUAAUCUUAUAGUAUCAGGUUCCUUCGAUGAAUCAGUUCGUAUUUGGGAUGUACGGACAGGAAAAUGCUUAAAAACCCUUCCUGCUCAUUCUGACCCUGUUAGUGCNUAA
Molecule: messenger RNA, 694 nt
Organism: Agrilus planipennis (emerald ash borer)
Lineage: Eukaryota; Metazoa; Arthropoda; Insecta; Coleoptera; Buprestidae
Product: WD repeat-containing protein 5
Exons: 5
Coding region: 140-694 (184 amino acids)
Cellular component (GO): Set1C/COMPASS complex
Molecular function (GO): histone binding
Source: RefSeq, a predicted model, not a curated record